ACUUACAACUGAGUAAAAAAAAAGAAGCAAAAAUACAAAAGGCCAUCAGAUCGGAAUAUAUAUAUAUAGUUUUUCAAAGAUAUUGUGAGAUUGUGAGACAUAGAAAUGGCAGCGCCGAUGCAACACGAGGACCUGCUGAAGCUGAAGAGCUUCAUCGAGUUCGUGGACUCGAAUCCCACGGUGCUGAACAUGCCGCAGCUGCAGUUCGUCAAAGAUUUCGUGGAGAAGUUCGGGGGCACGGUGCCGGCUGGUGAUUUCAAGAUGCCCGACGCCUCCGCCGGAGGCAAGUGUCCGUUUGGUGGCGAUGCCGCUGGUGGGGCAAAGGCCAAGAAGCCGGCUUCUGGGGCCGCCGAUUCCGCCGAUAAUAAUGCCUCCGAGGACAGCGAGGACGAGGAGUCCCUCUCCGAACCCGAAUCGGACGUGGAGCUGGACAUGGAGGGUGUCAUCGAGGCGGACAGCGAUCCCGCCCAGCCGAUGGGCGACUCCGCCAAGGAGCCCACUGAGGAGGAGGUGGACCAGGCCGGCGAUCUGCGCGCCCAGGCGGCAUCCGCCUACGGCCAGCAGAAGUUCGACGAGGCCAUCGCCUUCUACACCAAGGCCAUCGAGUUGAAUCCGGGCAAUGCCCUGUUCCACGCCAAGCGCGGCCAGGCCUUCCUCAAGCUGAAGAAGCCGAAUGCCUGCAUCCGCGACUGCGACAAGGCGCUGGAGCUCAACUGCGAUUCGGCGGCCGCCUACAAGUUCCGCGGACGUGCCCGUCGCCUCCUCGGCGACUUUGAACUGGCCGCCAAGGAUCUGCGGCAGGCGUGCAAGCUGGACUUUGACGAGGAGACGGACGAGUGGCUCAAGGAGGUUACGCCGAAUGCCAAGAAGAUCGAGCAGCAUCGCGUAAAGCAGGAGCGUCGCCAGGCCGAGCGCAAGAUCAAGGAGCGUCAGCGGGCUCAGAGGCGCGCCCGCAAGGAGCAGGCCAAGCAGAGCGCCAGCUCCGGAGGUGGCGGAUCGUCCGGCGGAUUCCCUGGCGGAUUCCCCGGAGGCUUCCCCGGCGGCUUCCCUGGCGGAUUCCCGGGCGGAUUCCCCGGCGCUGCUGGCGGCGGCGGUGGUGGUGGCAUGCCGGACAUGGCCGAUUUGAUGGGCGCCAUGAAGGAUCCCGAGGUGGCGGCCGCCAUGCAGGACAUCCUUGGCAAUCCGGCCAACAUCUCGAAGUACGUGUCAAAUCCAAAGAUCUUCAACCUGAUCAAGAAGUUCGUGCCUGGCGGCGAUGUGGGAGCUGCUUUUGGCCAGGCGGAGGAAAAAUCCGGAGAGCCAAGCGAGCCAAAAACCAAGAAGGGCUCCGCCGAUUUCGUCGACGAUGGUUUGGACUAAGGAUUAGGGAUCGGGAAUCGACAAGAAUGACACGGGACAGGCGGCGAUGAAAAUACAUAAGUUAACAAAUGAUACACACGAAAAAGAGCGAGAUGAAAGGAUGGCAACGGGAGACAGAGAAGCAGAUAGAGAAGGGAUAAGAAACACACUAGGAAAAGAAAGAAAAGCUGCUGCCUUACACAUUUUCCAGCUCAGAAACAACUUAAACAUUUCCCAAAGCUUUUCUUAACUCAACACGUAAACAAAGGGCGGCAAGGCGGAAAUAAAUAUAUAUAUAUAUUACAAGUAA
Molecule: messenger RNA, 1648 nt
Organism: Drosophila takahashii
Lineage: Eukaryota; Metazoa; Arthropoda; Insecta; Diptera; Drosophilidae
Gene: HIP-R
Product: Hsc/Hsp70-interacting protein related
Molecular function (GO): Hsp70 protein binding; protein dimerization activity
Source: RefSeq, a predicted model, not a curated record